Messenger RNA from Selaginella moellendorffii, 2942 nucleotides. RefSeq names its product pentatricopeptide repeat-containing protein At4g02750-like. Gene Ontology annotation, molecular function: protein binding. The transcript has 2 exons. The record is from RefSeq and is a predicted model, not a curated record. NCBI's taxonomy places the organism in Eukaryota, Viridiplantae, Streptophyta, Lycopodiopsida, Selaginellales, Selaginellaceae. Bases 414 to 2414 code for a protein of 666 amino acids.
UAACGUUUUGAACAUUUAAAUCUUCAUCCAGGAAAACGAAAAGCUUAUCGAUCGACUCUGUUUGAUCCGAGAAGCUCUGCAGAGGAGGAAGAAAUGUUCGAGGCUUACAAGCACCGCGUCUCUGUGCUGUGCCGGGGCAUCGAUUUGCGUAGCACCAAGGCGUCAAGCAGGCCAGAGCGUUGAUCCAAUCCAAGAGCUUCUUCUCUGGACGAAUUCGUCUGAGUCUGCUCCUGAGAAGCUUAAUCUCAGCACUGGAGACCAAUCCCCGGACGCAAACAUGAGAAUUCCAGCUGCUGCUCUAGCGUCUUUUCCCAGAGCCAACAUUCGCGUGGCCGAGGACGGAAGAACAGCUCCAAACCAUAGCACAGAGGAGCCCUAAAUUCAAAUGUGAGGGAAUUGGCAAGUUUGGAUGGAUGAUCCAUUCCUCCUCUCUUCCUUCUCGCGCAAACGAGCAGCAAGUAGAAGAUUUUGCUCGCAGGAUUGCCAAUGUCAAGACCCUCGAUCGCGGCGCGCUGCUCCACGCCUCGAUCCAGAGCUGCGCGCAAUGCCGCGACGAUCGCUACCUCGCCAAUCUCCUCGUCCAGAUGUACGCACGCUGCGGCAGCCUCGAGCGUGCCCUCUCCGUCUUCGCCGGGAUCAAAGAUCCCAAUUCCUUCUCCUGGAAUAUCCUCCUCCAGGCAUAUGCCCACAGGGGGCAUCUGGACGACGCUCGCUGGGUCUUUGACAGGAUGCCGUCCAAGGACGUGGUAGCGUGGACGGCUAUGAUGAAUGCCUACGCCGAGCACGGCCUUGUGGAUCUCGCACAGUGUAUGUUCGAGAGUAUGCCCGUGAGGAACGUGGUGUCGUGGAACUCCAUGAUUUGCGCAUAUGCCCAGACCGGGCAUUAUAGUGAAGCCGAGGAGCUCUUUCAAAUCAUGCCCGUUCACGAUGAGUACACGUGGACCACUAUGAUCUCUUCCUAUGCUCUCAGUGGCAACACAGGCAAGGCUAUGGCCGUGUUCCAGAGCGUAGGCGCAAGAACAUUAGCUGCUUGGAACGCUAUAAUCUCGGCAUUUGCUCAGGCUGGGGAUUUGUCUUUGGCAAAAGAGUUUUUUGACGGAAUGCCCGCUCGCAAUGUUGUCUCGUGGAACUCCAUCUUGCUUGUGUUUCUUCAGUUGGGGCUGGAAGAGGCCCUGGAAUCGGUGUUUUCGGUUGCCAUGCCGGAGCGCAACGAGAUUUCUUGGAAUGCUGUCUUGCAGGGUUAUUCCAGAAUGGGAGAUUUGGAAGGAGCAAAGGCACUGUUUGAUUCGAUGCCUUGUAGAAGCGUGAUUUCCUGGACAACUAUGCUGAAAACUUACGCGGACGCAUGUAGCCUUAACGAGGCGAAACGACUGUUUGCGAUUAUGCCAGAGCGAAGCUCAAUCACCUGGAGCGUGAUGCUUCAAGCAUUUGCACGGUUUGGGCAUGUACAAGAUGGCGAGAGUUUGUUUCAGAUCAUGCGAGAAACCACACUCGACGAUCCCAGUUGCUUGUCAGCCUGGACCAACAUGAUUGUCUUAUACGCCAAUCACUCCAAGAUCGACAAAGCUCGAGCGGUGUUUGAUUCUUUGCCGUGCCUGGACAUGGUCUCCUGGAACACCAUGCUCGCUUGCUACGCACCCGACGUCCACCACUGCAAAGAUUUCUUUGAGCAAAUGCCUGGCCACAACCUGGUGUCUUACAACACUCUCUUGUCCUCAUUGGUCAGCUGCCGAUUAUCCGAGGAAGCAGUGAAGAUCUUCGUCGAAAUGCCAGAGAUAAACGCUGUGACAUCCACUGUAAUGAUGCAAGCUUAUGCACAGGAUGGCCAACUUGCGAGUGCCAUGGACAUCUACGAAACAAUGCCAGAUCGCAACCAAGUAGCUCUCAUCACCGUGAUCUUGGCGCUCGCACAGCAUGGCUACGUUCAAUCCUCGAGAACAGCAUUUGAGCGGUUUGAAAAGCAGCAGGAGGUCACGACAUGGAGCUCGAUCAUUGCGGCCUAUGUCCAGAACGGACGCGUGAGCGAGGCACUGGAUCUCUUUCGAGAGAUGAUCAUGCUGGCUUUCAAGCCAGACGAGAUCAUCUUCACGACAAUUCUAGCAGCGGCAGCGAGCCAGCUCGAGCAGUGUUGCCGAGGUUUUUUGUCCAUGAUCGCAGACUUUGGGAUCUCUCCCAGGAUCGAGCAUUACUACUGCUUGGUUGACGCAAUGGGGCGAGCCGGUCAGCUGGAGCGAGCCAUGGAAGUGGUGGAAUUCAUGCCAUUUGUUCCACAGCCGGGCCUGUGGAUGAUUCUUCUGGGAGCAUCGAGAAUCCAUCGAAAUGCAAAGGUUGUGGAAAUGUCGGCUGGAAAAUUGCUGGGUAAGGAUUCAUCCAAUGGUGCUACUUAUAUUUUACUUGCGAGCUCUUGGAACUAAACUCUUACCAUAGGAUAAUGCCAGGUUGACAACCAACAAUCCUAGUCAUCCCGGAGAUGCGGGUAUUGUGCCAUGUAAGCUGAAAACCUAUCCCACCAGCCAAGGUGCAGUAGAGGAACACCGGUAUAAAAGAAAUGGAGUGGCAGGUAUGGUUACUCGGGUUGCUUAGUAAAUGGGGUCGCUGACCCUUGACCACUUGGCCCCCCUCGUCGGUGACCCAGUAGUGCUAAGUCGGUAUGGUCAACCCCACCGUGAUCUACCGGAUAGCGCUUGGUACCCAGGGCGCCCAAGGAGGCCCGAUAUCCUUUUAGUAAAAAUUUUCUUUGAGGAAAUCCUUUCGCGCGCAGCACUCAGGUAAAAAAGAGGAAACGAAGUUCUUUUUGCUACAGUUUUGAGGAAGCGGUUCGCGAGAACAUCAAAGCUCAACCAGAUGAUAGUGAAGAGGUUUUGUGGAUUUGUCUGUUCGAGAUGUGAUCAUGCCUGCAUUUUCUUGUAGCUUGUGUGUGAAGAAGUCGUUUGUUCUUUUUU